Molecule: messenger RNA, 4997 nt
Organism: Amyelois transitella
Lineage: Eukaryota; Metazoa; Arthropoda; Insecta; Lepidoptera; Pyralidae
Exons: 18
Coding region: 1-3693 (1230 amino acids)
Biological process (GO): regulation of transcription by RNA polymerase II
Cellular component (GO): nucleus
Molecular function (GO): zinc ion binding; RNA polymerase II cis-regulatory region sequence-specific DNA binding; DNA-binding transcription factor activity, RNA polymerase II-specific
Source: RefSeq, a predicted model, not a curated record
AUGAUCUUUGUAACCGCAAAAUCACCUAGUGUGAACGCGCUCAGUCCACCUCACAGAAAACCGAAGCAAAGUAAUAAGAAAAGGCGUCUUUACGUCAGCGAAUGCCUUCUCCUGGUGAUCAAGAACCCAGAAGAAGAACAGAUAACACACAAACUUUUCCGGCCUUCCACUUCCAAACUGGCGGCGCCGCUGAAUGCGCAGUCGUCGCUGUCACACAUCACUAAGAGAAGGUUGGAAUUCGGGGUGGAUGUUGAAACGUUCAGACUAAACGAUAGACGAUACGAGCACGUAGAGAGUGACGGAUCCAUGGACGAAGACAAAAUGCUUGGCAAGCGGAGACGUCGGCUGCUCGAUGACGACAGACGAGACGACAUCGAUCCUCGACGCCGACCGAUGCCGACUCACAGGCCGCAAGCAUCUCGUCAUCCUGACGAUGAUGAAAUACUUAUUCGUGAGACACAGGCGGCAUUAAAAACUCUGUCUGGCAGCUGGCCCCGAGAUCAAUUAACGGCUCACAGUGGCGAUGAAAACGAUGACGCUACUGAAUUUGAAAACCUAUUUAGUGAUAAGAGAUCUGAUAAAAUGCUUCCGUCUUCCCCGUCACCGUCUUCAGAGAGUGCUGACGGUUCUCAUAAAAGUUUUAAUAUUGGACAUCAAGUUGACGAUCACAAUACCAACGGCACGGCGAGUGAUUAUGAUAGAAUAAAAGAAUCUCAAAGAUCAGAGAGGGACAGAAGCAUCGAUAGUUAUGAGAGAAAUGGUAAAUGUAACUACGAUGCUCCUACCUUUGACGAGCUCGUAGAUUCGUCUUCCAACGAAUUAGAGAUAGAUAUGUCUGACAGAAACGAUGACAAAUAUGACGACGAUAGAGAUUCUAAACAUAAGCGUAAAAAUGAAAUUGUAUCCGUCAACAAGCAAUCACUUUACAAUGCCUACAAAGCAGCUACUGCAGCACUUCCAUAUUCCACACAAUCUGCCUUUAAGCCUCCAGCGGAGGUGAAACAUAGAAUUCACGGGGCAAUGCUACCAAGCGAGCCUUUCGGAGGAUAUUCGAAUGAUCACGAGAAGAGUUCUGUGAACAAAGGGUCCAAGCAGUAUACGGUUCUGCAGCCGGCGGGAGCUGGUUCACGCGCCGCCACGGCACUGCAAGAGGCGCGCGCGGUGCCCACGGCGCAGCCCGCCAGAGACUCACGGCCUCUCGCCGCACUCUCCCCACCGGUCGCCAGAGAAGGCAACAAGUGUCCCACACCUGGCUGCAAUGGGCAGGGCCACGUUACCGGCCUUUACACGCACCACAGGAGUCUGUCAGGAUGUCCAAGAAAGGAUAAAGUCACACCUGAGAUUUUGGCGUUGCACGAGACAAUCUUGAAGUGCCCCACACCGGGGUGCAACGGCCGUGGUCACGUCAGCUCCAACAGGAGUACCCACCGAUCCCUCUCCGGCUGCCCCACUGCCGCCGCCCGCAAGGCAGCUGCCCGCUCCCAGCGAGCCAGACCUUCAGUUCCUCCGCCAACCCCAAUCACAGUUACCGUCGAGAGCACGGUUAGCGUUACUCCCGCGUCCCGUGUUGAACGCGAGCCAGCGGCGGCGUCGCCGCGGAGUCCCCCCGUGAAGCGAGAAGCCCCCGAGCUGCUCGUGCCAAAGAGAGAGGCCGCCGAGCCAGAGCGCGACUCCCCCGGGAUGGAGACGCGCCACGCCGGCUACGGCGCGCCGCCAGACCAGCGCUCACCUUACGAGCGCCCGCCAGACGACCACGUCCGAUCUUAUAGUCAAAUGAACGAAACGCGGUACGGUUACGAGUCUCGGUGCUACGAGGGUGCUCCAGCCUUCGAGCGAUACGACCCUGCGCAGUGUCCGCAACGUCCGUACGGCUGGGAGGAGGAGCGCUACCACGACCCUCACCUACCUACGCCCAUGAAAACCGACCAGUCCGAGCAGGAAACGAGCUCCGGCCCCAUUUACCCUAGACCAAUGUACCACUACGAAACGAGUAGCGGAGUAGGGGGCGUGGGUGCGGUGAGCGCGAUGCCGCCGGGCGUGCCGCCGGGCUUCUCCGCGAUCAACCUGUCCGUGAAGAUCGCGGCGGCGCAGGCGCAGCGGCCGCGUAGCCCAACGCCUAGAGAUCCGAGAGAUCCACGUCCGGCCAUAGAUCUUUCCACUUCAAGUGGUAGUCCACAGGGUCCAUAUGCAUCACCGGUGUACACAAGCGCCGGUGGCGGCAGCGGGGGCGGAGCCCGAGGCAGCCCGCAGCCGGGCGCUUCGCCCCAGCUCACCGCCAGCCCACAGGUGCCCAGUCCGCAGGGCCAGACCCUCGACCUUAGCGUGUCCCGUUUACCACAUAGUCGCGGGUUCCCUGGCGGCGUAUCGUACAGUCGAGAAUCGACGCCAGAUAGCGGAGGCAGCCAUCCAUACCUUGAAGCUUAUCAUCGAGAUACAGCUGGUUACGGCGGCGUGAGUCCACAUCCAGUAGCUGGCUACGGCCUGGGCCAGCCCGACUACGCAGCAGCGGCGGCAGCAGCGGGCUACGGGGGGUACCAAUACCAAUGUGGGGCCUAUCCCCCGCCCCCCGCGUACCCCCCACAUGCCCCACCGUACUCACCUCCCUGUUACAUGCCACCUCCUCACGCACCACACGACAAACCUAAAGAUAGCAGUUUGUAUAUGUGCAGCCUCUCUGGGUGCCCGCGUGCCGACCGCUCGCAGCUCCAGCCUCACUCCCAGGAGCUGAAGUGCCCCACGCCUGGGUGCGACGGGUCUGGGCACGUUACAGGAAACUAUUCAUCGCACCGGUCGCUGUCUGGCUGCCCUAGAGCGAACAAACCGAAGAGCAAGCCAAGGGAUGGACAGGACUCUGAACCGCUUAGAUGCCCUAUACCGGGAUGUGAUGGAUCUGGACAUGCUACUGGGAAAUUUUUAUCACAUAGAAGUGCCUCCGGUUGUCCAAUCGCGAAUCGCAACAAAAUGCGAGUCCUGGAAAGUGGUGGGACAGUGGAACAGCACAAAGCGGCGGUGGCAGCGGCGGCCUCGGCCAUCAAAUUCGACGGGGUGAACUGCCCGACGCCCGGGUGCGACGGGUCGGGUCACAUUAACGGGUCAUUCCUGACGCACCGCUCGCUGUCCGGGUGCCCCGUGGCGGGAGCUGCGACGCCGACCCCCCAGCCAAAGAAGCCAAAGUACCCUGAUGAUAUCACGCCGCUGUAUCCAAAACCUUAUUCCGGCAUGGAGAUGAAUAUGCAGACGGGAAACGGCGAGGACCUGAUGACUUUAGAGCAAGAGAUCACGGAACUGCAACGAGAGAACGCCAGAGUGGAAUCGCAGAUGAUGCGCCUAAAGUCGGACAUCAACGCGAUGGAAACGCACCUUAGCCAUGGAGAGAGGGAGAACCAGCUGAUAUCUCAGCGCAACAACAACCUGAACGAAUACUACGAGAGUCUCCGUAACAACGUGAUAACUCUGUUGGAGCACGUGCGCAUCCCGGGCGGCGGGCCGGCGCCCGCGGCGUCGUCCGGCACCCCGGCGCCGGCCCCGCCCGGGCCCGGCGAGAAGCCCGCGCACGACAACUUCGACUCGUACCUCACCAAGCUACAGACCCUCUGCUCCCCCGACGGAUACUGCCCCGACGAAAACAGACCCAUCUACGAAACUGUCAAAAACGCUCUCCAGGACUUCACAGUUCUCCCCACGCCUAUUUAAGGUUCGCAGAGCGCCGCCGAAACGGAGCGACAGUAACGUCCCCGUCGGUGGAGCUGACUCCGUAUCCAAACAGUGACUGAAUAGUCUCAAACCAAAGAUUUUCAAGUGACGCUCUACAGUGAUCAGACAAUGUGUUCUAAUUAGGUAACUGAUGUCUGUUAUGUAAACCGUUGUAUACGAUGUGUGACUUUUUUAUGACAUCACGUCAACGUUUGACUCGUUCGACUUUUUAAUCAGUAAGACGGACUUAAUCUAGACCUUAAUAAAUUUUAAACACUGUUACUCGUAUGCUUGAUAAUAAAUAAUUAUUGUUAGGAAGGAAUUUAUACUACGUACGUACGUAAGCUAUUUUAGCCCCACGAUCGCGUAAAGAUUCGAUUAUGUAAAUAUUGUACCUACAUUUGGACAUAAAUAAAUCGAUAUUAUCAUCUGAGUGUUCGUUGAUUGUGGAUUACGGAUUCAAGGUGCUCGCACAUUGCAGUUAUAACAUAUCUAAUGUUCUCUAACAAUGUCCAAUCAAGAGAAGGAUUUAUUAAAAAUGUUUUGUUACUUGUAUAUUUAUACAUAGUACCUAAUUGUAGCCUCAGUGUGGGAGCACCUUCAAGGGAACUAAGCAGGUCUUUCUUUUGUUAUACCAAAAACGAUAAAUAUAGCUUGUUAAGGUGAAACUGUUACUGUCACUAGGUUCUCAUGUCACUGGGAUUGUGCCAAACGCUUGCGUCACCGCAGCUCCCGUUCGCUGAUGUAUUAAGACUAAUUAUUAAUAUAGAAUUAAUGUCGAUUAUGUAAACAAGAUUAAGCUCCUUAUAGGACUCUCUAGUCAGUUUUGUAAAUAACUGUGAAUAAAUAGUUGUCGCGUCAUCGAGACGUAUUUAUUUGUAUUAGUAAAUAAUAAGAUCUCAUUAGAUCAAGUAAGUUAAUAAUUCACUCAUUAAUUGAUAACCAAUUUUAGGAAAUAAAUGGACUUUCUUUGUUAGCCAAUGUUCACUUGCUGUGAUUAUGUUACGUGUUACUUAUGUAUUGUUACCUACGAUUGUGAUAGCGGAAUGAUCAAGUUGAAUGUUAAUUUGCUAUAUUUUAGUUACUAUGCUCGCUUGACGUUAUGUGCAAAUAUUGUUUAAAAUAAUGCUGAACUUAUUUGUUCUUACAAUUUUUUAUCAAUUUCACUUUGGUACACAGAAUGAAUAAUAAUAUUCGCAUUUAAAUACUAAAACCUAUUACUAUGUUACUAAUCUGAUUGUCAUAUACCUACGUUUCUGUAAAAUAUUGAGUAUGUGUUGUUAAAGAGAAUAAAAAUAAUAAAU